Suricata suricatta (meerkat) is the source of this 1577-nucleotide messenger RNA. RefSeq names its product retinaldehyde binding protein 1 (gene RLBP1). The coding region runs from base 209 to 1162 and encodes 317 amino acids. Gene Ontology annotation, molecular function: phosphatidylinositol bisphosphate binding. Gene Ontology annotation, cellular component: membrane. NCBI's taxonomy places the organism in Eukaryota, Metazoa, Chordata, Mammalia, Carnivora, Herpestidae. The record is from RefSeq and is a predicted model, not a curated record. The transcript has 8 exons.
UGACCAGACCACGCCCCCAGCGGAGGCAACCUCCAGUCUCCCCGAGGAGGAGGAGGAGGACACAGGCACCAGGUAGCCCUAAGGAGGAGCUGGUGACCUGGCAGGGCAGACUUGACUCUUGCUGUCGUAGGGAGGAGGCUGCCUGGAGAGGCCAGGACAGAAGCGGAGCCCUUCUUUUUCUGAGGAUUCUGAGUCUUCCAGAAGCAACAUGUCAGAGGGGGUGGGCACAUUCCGUGUGGUCCCUGAAGAGGAGCAGGAGCUGCGUUCCCAGCUGGAGCGGCUUACCACCAAGGACCAUGGGCCUGUCUUUGGCCCGUGCAGCCAGCUCCCCCGUCACACCUUACAGAAGGCCAAGGACGAGCUGAAUGAGCGGGAGGAGACCCGGGAGGAGGCGGUUCGCGAGCUGCAGGAGCUGGUGCAGGCGGAGGCGGCGUCGGGGCAGGAGCUGGCCCGGGCGGUGGCCGAGAGGGUGCAGGGAAGGGACAGCGCCUUCCUGAUGCGCUUCAUCCGCGCGCGGAAGUUCGACGUAGGGCGCGCUUAUGAGCUGCUCCGAGGCUACGUGAACUUCCGGCUGCAGUACCCCGAGCUCUUCGACAGCCUGUCGCUGGAGGCUGUGCGCUGCACUAUCGAGGCCGGCUACCCCGGGGUCCUCUCCAGCCGGGACAGGCACGGCCGCGUGGUCAUGCUCUUCAACAUCGAGAACUGGGACAGCGAAGAAAUCACCUUCGAUGAGAUCUUGCAGGCAUAUUGUUUCAUUCUGGAGAAGCUCCUAGAGAAUGAGGAGACUCAGAUUAAUGGCUUCUGCAUCAUUGAGAACUUCAAGGGCUUCACCAUGCAGCAGGCGGCCGGACUUCGGGCUUCCGAUCUCAGGAAGAUGGUGGACAUGCUCCAGGACUCCUUCCCAGCCCGGUUCAAAGCCGUGCACUUCAUCCACCAGCCGUGGUACUUCACCACCACCUACAACAUGGUCAAGCCCUUCUUGAAGAGCAAGCUGCUGCAGAGGGUCUUUGUCCACGGAGAUGACCUCUCUGGCUUCUUCCAGGAGAUUGAUGAGGACAUCCUGCCCGCCGACUUUGGGGGCACGCUGCCCAAGUAUGACGGCAAGGCUCUCGCUGAGCAGCUCUUUGGCCCCCGGGCCCCAGCAGAGAACACGGCCUUCUGAGGACUUCCGCCUCGGGCCGUCCCACUGUAGUUAGUGUCCCUGGGCUCUCCUCCGCCGUCCCCGACCCAGGAGGUUGGGAGAAGGGCUGCCCGAGGUGGUGCCCUGAGCCUCUCUGUGUUGCAGGAGUUCAGCUGUCACCCUCCUCCCAAGCUGGGGGGCGACAGAGCAGGGGGAUCCCUUGAACAGGAAGAAUUGGGGGCACUUACUUUCCCACCACCUCGGAAGCUUAGGACAGUGACUUGCACGGGGUCGACUUUCAAAGACUCUCUAAUUAAGCUUCUCAGUGAUUUUCUUUCUAGCAGUUUUGCCUCUUGGGGUCUGUGAAAACAGGCAAAGAGGCUAACUUAUAGGUCUCUCCAGUGCCUAAAUGAAUGAAUGAAUGAACGAAUAAAUAAAUAAAUGAAAGGAUAAAAGA